AUGAAGAUGAAGCUGCAAAGAUGCCAGGGCGGAGUCAUCGUCGGAGCUUGUGUUGUAUGCGAGGAUCCCAAGGGAAGUGUUCAUUUCGGUGUUGUUUCCUGCGCUGCUUGCUCGGCGUUUUUUCGGCGCACCAUUGCCGAGAAUCGCAAAUAUUCUUGCCGGCGCAGCUUUGAUGGCCACUUGAGUUGCCCCAUAGACCAAAAUUAUCGUUGCUAUUGCCGUGCUUGUCGUUUGCAAAAAUGUCUAUUGAUGGGAAUGGAUCCUGGAUGCGUACAGCUGCACCGAGACCUCUACGGCUCUAAAGUUAAACCAUCAUCGUUGGAAGCAUCUCUCUCUUCUCGUUCGAGCUCUUCGUCGUCCACUUAUUCGCCGAUCUCGUGUGCUGGCUUGGAGGAACAACUUUUUGCUCUCUCUCGCACAACAGUUUUCGCUCCAAAUCCGCAAAUUCUCGCGAGCGGUGGAAGUUGGGUCUCAACUGACCAGUUGCGGUCGCCAACCCCAGUUGUCAGUACUUUUGAUAUGCAGCCGAAAUCAUAUUCAGAUUCGUCAUCGGCCGUAAUAAUCGAACAGCAGCGAAAGAACAUGAUCGAAACCAUGAUCGACUCCUACAGACAAUUACUAGAACGUCGUCGUCUCGUAUAUUGUCCGGGAUCCAUGCGAGACAUUUUGGGCGGGACAAUGCCGACUUUACGGCCAGCAUGUUAUUACGGCGAGAGAGUGAGACGUGAUCGUUUGCGCGUUGACAUCGCACUCUUCGUCGAAUUCCUCAAUACGAUCCAGCCUUUUCCAAGUCUUGAACUGGACGAUAAGUUUUGAUAUAGAGGCUUUUGGUCUUUCGCAUCAAAAACGUAUAGGAUGAUUAAGAUUGCACUUAUGAAGAACUUCUCUGUGACUUUUUCUAUCCUCGAAAAGUACUACAUUACAAUGCGCGCGGGCGGCUUGCAAACGAACAGAAUUUUCCAUAACGAUGGAACUUACACGGACUUAGAAGAUCCUGAUUUAAUAACUGUAGAAGCGAAUAAAGCUGCUGCAUCAGCUGGCGACCGUGAAACAUUGAACAGGUUGUUCAUACAACCAUUAAAAGACUUCAUGUCAGAGUUAUCGGGUCCCAUGUACCACAACAAUAUGUCUGACGCGGAGUUCUGUGCUUUGAAUGCCAUUCUGCUUUUUGAUCCUAGGGCGGAGGGCUUGAGUGAACAUGGGAGUCAAGUAGUGGCUGACGCACGCAAACGCACCUACGAUCAUUGGUUUGCUUUUUACAAUAAUUUGGGAGUUCAGGAUAUUGGUGAACAAGUAGGUAACACCUUGCUACUAAUUCCAGCUUUGAAGGCGAUCGUUCAAGCUACCCAGGAGAAUUUCCGACUCAUACAAGUCUUCGAUCUCUUCCACUACGACAAGAUCAUAGAUGAACUCAUGCACUUGGUUUCCUAAAUCCAGCUUCUUUAUAUAUGUAUGUUUAGACUUCUUAAGAUAUGCACAUGUUCGUUCAAACCGGGUAAAUCCGUCAGGCGCUUGAUUUUCUCAAAUAUCUUGUUCUUGCUUGAAGAGGUUUUCAGAUGUCUUAGUUCUCGAUUUGGCCUGAAUGCUGUGUAUUGCCUGUUUCCUAUCCUCAAAUGCUCUUAUGUACGCAUUAAGCGACCACACCUUAAGGCGCCCUUGGCUGCUAUUUUCGAUGCGUUGGAUAACAUGCUCCUCAUUGCACGGGUAAACCAUGCUCAGGGGUAGAGGUUAUACCUAGAUUACGAUAACUUUCAUAUGCAAUCAUUUUACUGCAGGCUGACCUCAUGUUUUUUUUCUCUACGACUAUCUUUCCGUAGUUUUGAUCAUUUAAUCGGGACGCAUUUGUACUUAGUCCAUGUGUUAUCUGCAGCAUAUGUUAUCUUUACCUUGCAAGAAGACCGUUGUCGAAUUGUUGUUGUAUUAAUCAUAAUCAUUAUUCAUGUAUAAUAGUAUAAAUGAAGUAUUUAGUA
This is a messenger RNA of Cylicocyclus nassatus, 1970 nucleotides long. The record is from the annotation of a GenBank genome assembly. Lineage: Eukaryota; Metazoa; Nematoda; Chromadorea; Rhabditida; Strongylidae.